Molecule: messenger RNA, 2043 nt
Organism: Paramecium tetraurelia
Lineage: Eukaryota; Ciliophora; Oligohymenophorea; Peniculida; Parameciidae
Exons: 7
Biological process (GO): cilium assembly
Molecular function (GO): protein binding
Source: RefSeq, a predicted model, not a curated record
AUGUAAUCAGAACUUGAGAUUUAGGCAGUGAUAGGAUUCACAGGUAUAAUAACUCAAGGAUUAGUUCUGCAUCCUGACAAUGAGCAUAUUCUUUAUCCAUUAGGUUCUACUAUAGUAGUUAGACAUAUAAUUACAAGACAAUAAACAUUUUUAAGAGGACACGACAAUUAGAUCUCUGUAAUAACAGUUUCUAGAACUGGAGAUUAUGUAGCAUCUGGGUAGAAAACUUAUAUGGGGUUCUAAGCUGAUAUAAUAAUUUGGGAUUUCAAGGAGAGAAGCAUGAUUCAUAGGUUGAAAUUACAUAAAGUAUUGAUCCAAUCUCUCAGUUUCUCAUAUAAUGAAUUAUACUUGGCAUCAUUGGGAGGGAUUGAUGAUAAAAACAUGUUGAUUAUUUGGGAUAUUAAGGCAGGGAAGGCAUUAUAUGGAACUCCAAAUCGAGACCCAGUUAAUUAAGUCUAAUUUUACAACUAAUCAGAUGAAAAGAUGAUUGCAGUUUUAAAUACUGGAGUUUAGAUUUUAACAAUUGACAAAUUAAAUAAAAAGAUUCAAUCCGUAGAUGUGAGUUUUGGAAAUGUCAAAAGAACCUUUACUUGUGUUGCAAUUGAUAGAAAUGAUAAAUUUUGCUAUUGUGGAACAAAGACCGGUGACGUAUUUGAAAUUUAAAUGGAUAAUGCUAUUUACAAAAGAUUAGCUCCAGUCAAGAAGCUAUUUUCAUAAGGAGUUAACUGUUUGGGAUUAUUGCAAAACGGAGACAUCAUCGUGGGAGCAGGAGAUGGUAUGAUUGCAAAAGUGUCUUUUCAAACAAUGCAGAUCGUAGCAAGCAGUGAAUUACUUGGAGGUGUGACAUCAAUUUCGUUUACAAAUGAUUAGACUCAUUUUUUCGCAGGAACAGUUCAAAGCAAUAUUUAUUGGUUGGACACUGAAAAAUUGAUACCAGAAUUGAGAAAUACUUGCCAUUAUGAAAGAAUUAAUGAUGUAGCCUUUCCUCAUAAUUAUUCUGACGUAUUUGCUACCAGUUCCUUGAAUGAUAUCAGGGUUUGGAAUGCUAAGAAUAGAUAAGAAUUACUGAGAAUUCAAGUUCCAAAUCUUGAAUGCUGGGCAGUAGCCUUUAUGAAUGACGGUAAAAGUAUUGUAAGUGGUUGGAGUGAUGGAAAAAUUAGAGCCUUCUUACCAUAGUCAGGUAGAUUACUCUAUGUAAUUAAUGAUGCACAUAUCCAUGGAUGCACAUCAUUGACUUGCACUUCGGAUUGCUAAAGAAUUAUUUCAGGAGGAUCAGAAGGAGAAGUUAGAGUAUGGGAAAUUGGAAAACAAACUUAAGUUAUGAAAUCCUCAAUGAAGGAACAUAGAGGAAGAGUAUGGUCCAUUUAAGUUAGGAGAAACAAUGACUAAGCUGUGAGUGCCAGUGCAGAUGGAUCUUGCAUUAUUUGGGAUCUUAAAUCAUUUACAAGAGUCAUGUGCUUAUUUGAAAGCACCUUAUUCAAAAUGGUUCUGUAUCAUCCUGAAGAGAGUUAGUUAUUGACUACUGGAAGUGAUAGAAAAAUCACCUAUUGGGAAACCUUUGAUGGAUAAGCUAUCAGAAUGUUGGAUGGGUCUGAAGAAGGAGAAGUUAAUGCUUUGGCAAUUACAAAGGAAGGAGAACAUUUUGUAUCAGGAGGAGAAGACAAGGAGGUUAAAUUAUGGGGAUAUGAUGAAGGAAUUUGCUAUUUCAAAGGUCAAGGACAUUCAGGUACUAUAACAAGAAUUACUAUAAGUCCUGAUUAAAAGACUAUUAUAUCAGUUGGUGCAGAAGGAGCUAUUUUUAUUUGGAAGAUGCCUGAAUCUGUUAUUAAUUCUAAAGCAUAAUAAGAAUUACCUACUGUUUAAAGUGUAAAAAAACAGAAUGAUAUUCAAUAAUAAUCUUAAUAAUAAUAAUAAUCAGUGCCUAAAGAUGCAUAAUCAUAAAAGUCCAAUUAAGUUGCUAAGUCAGUCAAGUCAGGAACUAAGUCAUCCAAAAAAUGAUAGAAGUUAUUAAUAAUCAUUAUAAAGUCAUAAAUAUUAUAUUUU